Molecule: messenger RNA, 3073 nt
Organism: Mycena citricolor
Lineage: Eukaryota; Fungi; Basidiomycota; Agaricomycetes; Agaricales; Mycenaceae
Source: the annotation of a GenBank genome assembly
CGGCUAAUACGUACUUUAUUAUGCGCCCGUGGAAAAGGAGGAAGGAACAGAACAGUCAGAAACAGCAACGUGUGCAUCUUCUCGGCCUUCUUGAUUGGGAGUAAAUUGGAUUUAGCAUCCGGUAAAAGCGCGACAUCUAUCACUCAACAGUAGUUGCUCAGACCACCACCACUCUCCUCUGUAUCCUGCUGUUCUGCCUAACCAGUGGCAACAGCUCCGACUCGCAGUCUCCAUCACGACUAUUGACGCUUUCCUUUGACGCUCACGACGACGACGUACACCCCACAAUGCCAUCUGCCAUCCUCAAUCUCAAAUUCAAGGGCAACAAGUCCUUCGUCCCUUUCAGCAACGUCAACGACGCGGAGAGUCUGACCAAGACGUGGAAGGUCUGUACCAAAGUAGCGAGCUACCUCGAACAAGGAGACCGACUGGAGAACCUUGCCUGGCGACUGUGGCACCUGCAAAGCCUCAUGGUAGACUCUGAUAACGCCAAAUCCAAGCGCGAAUUCCGCAAGCUGUCCAAAUCUAUGGGAGAUAAACUCGAUCGUGAGCGUGGACGCUCCAUCGAGGAUCUUCCCGCGCCGGACUUUAAACGCAGUUUCUCGAGCGACCUUUUGCAGCAGAAGGCGGUCGAGAAGGAGCGCACAAGGGAAGCCGCUGCCCACCAGGGCCUCCAGCACCGCAACCUUUUCACUUUCUCCGUGGACGUCCCCGGGGGUCCGACUGCCGGCCAGAACGAGACUUCCCCGAGCGCCAAACGCAAGCGCGUGCCAUCAACAGCGACUCCUACACCUGGAGUGCGGCUUCCCACCGUCUUUGCGAGCACCGGCGGCCCGGACGUCAUUGUUGCUUCUUCGGGGAACCGGUCUCCGGGCCACUCGACGCAGCUUUCUUCCCAUUCGCUUUCUUCUACACGUGGUGACUAUGACAGCAUGCGGGUCGUGCGGCCGACCGUGGAACUGCAUCUCGAUGAGCUGCUGCAUGCUGAUGAUGGCGACGACGGUGAGAAGGACAUGGAUCUCGAGGACUCGGUCUCCUCGUCUUCGUCCGACCCCGCAUCGGGCUUGGGAAUAUCGAUGGCAAACCCCAGCGGCGUCAACUGGUCAGGAUGGGAUGAAAUCAUGCAGGCCGCCUCUACAUUCCCGGAUUUCCCUUCUGGCACCCAUCACUUCCACCAACCGCAGCAACAACAGCACCAACACGACACGUUCUCUGCCGACUUUGGGAUGAGCAUGGGCCCUAUAUUGGGCCCCAACGAUCCGGGGUACAAUGCCGACACCUUCCUCGGGUUUGCUCCCGGACAGCUUACUCUUGAUCCCUCUGCGACUCUCACUGGCGACGUGGACGCCUACGAACCUGAUCACGUCCGGGUAGCCACGCCCACGAUUUCCACUCCGUCUGUUUCGUCUCAUUUCCAGUCGCCCACUCAGUACCCCCCGCUCACCCCAUCGGCCCGCCGGGCGUCUCGGAUUGCUGCGUCGCGUGCUGCCGAAUCGGAGCCCGAGUCCUCGGAUGGGGACGACUCUGCGGAUUCGGAUUUCUACUUUGACGGCAAACGCGCGACGAAGAAGGCCAGUGGUGGCCGCGGGGGUGCGCUCCGGAAACGGAGCAACAGCUCUGCUGUGGCUGGCGCCGGAGCGAGCGGUGUGUCUGUCGGCCGUCGACGGGGGAACAGCGAUGCUGCUGCCGCUGGGUCGAAAGGGUCGAGACGCCCGCCGCUGAGUGUCCGUGUGCCGGCCGGUGUGCGGUCUUCGGCUGCGGCAUCGUCGUCGGAGAAGCCAUCGUCGGCGAGCUCGGGUGCGGCGCUGCGGGCCGGCGCUGUUGCUGGUGAUGCGCUUGGGGCUGGUAUCAAAGCCGAAUGCAGCAACUGUGGAGCGACCCAUACUCCGCUUUGGAGGCGAGGGCUCAACGACGAACUCAACUGCAACGCCUGCGGACUCUACUGCAAGCUGCACAAGCGGCCCCGACCGAAGACGAUGCGUAACAUGGGAGAAGGCAGAGGCCAGUCGACCCGAGCCGAAGUCCCGGACGUCAUGGCGCAAUGCUUCAACUGCCACACGACGACGACCCCGCUGUGGCGCAAAGACGACGAAGGCCGGACUGUGUGCAACGCCUGUGGCUUGUAUUACAAGUUGCACGGAACGUCGCGUCCGAUUUCAAUGAAAAGCGACAUCAUCCGCAAACGUUCUCGCCACGAAGUGCAAGUCCGAGCGCAAGCACAAGCCCAGGCGGAUACGCCUACAGCCAGUCCCACAGCCAGUCGCCAGGGCUCCCCCGUCCCGGGAUCGUCAUCCCAUUCGAGCUCGGGGUCGCCGAUGCUCGCACCUGACAGCAGCACAUCCGAGCUGACCACUGCGCUCGGGCCGCUGCCGAAGCCCGCGGCUGGAGCGUACCGAUUCCCGUACCACGAGACCUACGCGGACGUGCUUCCAUUUGGAGGCGUGGAUGUCAGUGGUGGAGUGGAUGGCGAUGCGCGGGUCAACAAGCGCCGGCGGAUGAGCGUCGACUCAACCUCGGAGCCGCCUUCCAGUGCCGUCAGCUACGGGUCGUCGUACAACGACUACACGGACGGUUAUUCGAGCGCGACAUCGUUUUCGAUGGAGUUUCCGUUCAGCGAGCGGCACCAGCAGCAGCACCAGCAGCAGCAAGGCUCGUUCUGGCAUCCGCCAAUGGCACUGAAACGCGAUUCGCCCGAAGCCCAAAUCCAUCCGCCGAUGCUCCCGUCCUCCGACGACUUUCUCCACCCGCCGAUGAUGCCGGCGUCCUACCUGUACCAGGACGAAUCAUUCAACUCCUUCGUGCACCCGCCCAUGAUGCUGCCGACUCUGAGCGAGGAGGGCAUGCUCUUUGGGUCUGGUACCCACCCCCCGAUGAUGCCCUACGACGAUCUCUACGCCCCCGAGGGCAACGGCAUGCACUACUGAAAUGUAUUUUGUGUUUCCAUCUGUACCACUCCAUAAUGUACCAUGUCCUGUACUCACUACUGCAUACAUUUAUCUCAGCAUAGCAUAACUUGUGGAUGUUUAUUUCUAAUCGCCUUGUGUACUGUAUUCUGAUGUCGAAGGGGUGACUC